AAUAUAUAUAAGACGUUUCCAACACAUCAUCUACAACAACCAAAAAUCUUUUUCAUGCUUUUAAAAUAUCCAAAAAAUGAUGUAAAAACGGAAAAUUUAAUUUGGUAUUAGUGAAACCUUGGGGAAAGUGCUAAAAAGGGAAAACUGUUGAACAGAACAAGUCAAGGGAAGAUGGGGAAGAACAAGGGUGGAAUUCCACAAAAAGAACAAUUUCAAAGAAUGCAAUACUUAUAUCAGGCUGCCAAUCAAUGUAUCAAAUCUGACCCCAAAGAUCUCAACCUUUGUCGGUUUUAUCUAACAACAAUGAGAAGCAUAGCAAAGAAGUCAGUUCUUAGAUUACAUGUUGACAUAAAGAGAACAAUAUGUAAGAAGUGCUGUGUUUUAUUGAUACCAGGAGUAACAGCCAUUGUGAGGACAAAAAGUAAAAAAGAGAAACACCUUGUUGUUUCCUGUCUGGAAUGUGAUACUGUCAAGAGAUUUCUUCUGAGGAAAGACUACAAACUAUGGUUAGAUAACCCAGAGGCUUGGCUUGAUUAUAAACAGCCUAUAACAGAUGCCCAAUCAGCAAAUAAUAAACACAAUAAUGAAUAAGUCAAAACAUGAACUGUUAGUUAAGUAGAGCAAGUAGGAUGUAUGUGGAUACAGCAUUCGGGAAAGAUGAGGCAUGCCACAGAAAACAAAUUCGUGAAAGGGGAACAGAAAAUGUUAUCAAUUCCAGGAAUUUAAUUGUCGUGUACAAAGACAGUUUGAUUAUUUACAGGGAAUGGAAAUAGCAGAAUAUAAUGAAAGAUAUGGAUUAUUACAGUCAAAAUUUAUUGUGUAUUAGAAUUAAGACUGGAUGAAUUAAGCAAUUAAAUAAAUCAAUAAAAAGUAUUUCCUUAUUUGUUA
This is a messenger RNA of Mytilus trossulus (common blue mussel), 888 nucleotides long. Its product is annotated as ribonuclease P protein subunit p21-like. The record is from RefSeq and is a predicted model, not a curated record. Gene Ontology annotation, biological process: tRNA 5'-leader removal. Bases 172 to 591 code for a protein of 139 amino acids. Gene Ontology annotation, cellular component: nucleolar ribonuclease P complex. The transcript is spliced from 6 exons. NCBI's taxonomy places the organism in Eukaryota, Metazoa, Mollusca, Bivalvia, Mytilida, Mytilidae.